AUGGCUGCCAUGCUAGAGUUCCGCACGCAGGGCUUCAACCCCUACGCCGUAAAGUACUCGCCGUACUACGACUCGCGCAUCGCCGUCGCGACGUCGGCCAACUUUGGCAUCGUAGGCAAUGGCCGCGUGUUCACGCUCGGCCUGACGGCCCAGGGCGUGCAGGUUGAGAAGACUUUCGAUACCAACGAUGCGCUCUAUGACCUGGCCUGGUCCGAGAUCAACGAGAACCAGCUUAUUGUCGCCUGCGGAGAUGGAUCGCUGAAGCUGUUUGACCUAGGCGUCAACGACUUCCCCGUCAUGAACUUUCACGAGCACAAGAGGGAAGCCUUCUCAGUCUGCUGGAGUCCUGUGACCAAGGACACCUUCAUCUCAAGCUCCUGGGACGGAACAGUCAAGAUCUGGUCGCCAACGCGAAACCAGUCUAUAAAGACCCUCCCCAUCGGAAACUGCACUUACAGCACAUCUUUCUGCCCCUCCAACCCCGCCUUGAUCUCUGCCGUAUCCUCCGACUCGCAUCUCCGCAUCUUCGACCUCCGAACACCAUCCUCUGCCAAGUACCACCUCACGACCACCAUACCUGUUCAUGCGCCUCCCCUGCAGCCUUCGCCCAUAAGCGCCCCAAGUCAACCUUCCGAGAUCCUUACUCAUGACUGGAACAAGUACAGAGACACCGUCAUCGCCACGGGCGGCGUGGACAGGGUCCUGCGAACGUUUGACAUCCGAAACCCCGCCGCCGGUCCGCUGUCCGUCAUGCAAGGGCACGAGUACGCCGUCCGGAGGCUGGCGUGGAGUCCCCAUGCGAGCGACACUCUCAUCAGCGCUAGCUACGAUAUGACGGUCCGCCUCUGGAACGACGGCUCUGGCCAACCGCAGAACCCAGCCAUGGGUCCCUCAAUAGGCAAUCAGGUGGGCAUCAUGAACCGCCAUACCGAGUUUGUCACUGGAGUUGAUUGGUGUCUCUUCGGAAUGGGUGGUUGGGUCGCCUCUGUAGGCUGGGAUGAGCGGGUGCUACUGUGGGACGCCAACAUGCUCAUGGGCCAGCGAAUACCGUGA
Messenger RNA from Fusarium keratoplasticum, 1053 nucleotides. Its product is annotated as Peroxin-7. Gene Ontology annotation, molecular function: protein binding. Gene Ontology annotation, cellular component: peroxisomal matrix; cytosol. The record is from RefSeq and is a predicted model, not a curated record. The coding region runs from base 1 to 1053 and encodes 350 amino acids. The transcript has 3 exons. Gene Ontology annotation, biological process: protein import into peroxisome matrix. Lineage: Eukaryota; Fungi; Ascomycota; Sordariomycetes; Hypocreales; Nectriaceae.